UGUUGGACCUGUUAUGCCCGGGAGAUAUGCCAGUUUUUUUAGGAUUGCGCACUUGUCUUAUUAUCUUCGGAUGAGUGGAGCUUCUUCCACAGGAUUCCUACAUUACUGACACAGUCUUUCAAGUGGACAGGGGAUCAUCAGCAGUACUGAUCACCCUAAAACACCACUAUGUCUGCCCUUGAUCCAUAUAAUUACGUAAUUGUAGAGCAACAGUACUCCAACAAAUUAAAAGUGAAAGUUAUACAAGCCGAAAAUGUUACUAAAGGUGCUCUGGGUGACUUAUUGGACACCCCAGAUCCCUACGUAGAGCUUUUCAUUCCCACUGCUCCUGAGAGCAGGAAAAGAACCAAACAUUUUGAUAAUGAUAUCAACCCUGUGUGGAAUGAGAGCUUUGAGUUCAUAUUGGACCCAAAUCAGGACAACAUUCUGGAGAUAACGUUAAUGGAUGCUAAUUAUGUGAUGGAUGAGACUCUGGGUACAGCAUCAUAUCAUAUUUCAAACCUCAAAAUGGGACAAACCAAUCUGGUUCCAUUUCUCAUUGGAAAAACAACCAAAGUGUUCUUAGAGAUGAGUCUGGAAGUUUGUUCUACAACGGACCUGCGCUUUAGCAUUACUCUAUGUGAUAAGGAGAAGCUCUACAGGCAGCAGCGGCGAGAUAGGGUUAUGCUGGGCAUUAAAAAGCUGCUGCACAUGGAAAAGCCUCGCUUCCUGCCCUCUGCGCCACAGGAGGUUCCUGUCAUAGCUGUUUUAGGAUCAGGUGGUGGGUUCAGGGCAAUGAUUGGCUUCUCAGGGGUCAUGAAGGCUCUGUAUGAGUCAGGAGUUCUAGACUGCACCACAUACGUCACUGGCCUUUCUGGAUCAACCUGGUACAUGUCCACUUUGUACUCUCACUCAGAGUUUCCCAAGGUAGGUCCAGAACAGAUUAAUCAGGAGCUGAUGAAGAGUGUGAGCAGCAACCCUCUCCGUCUGCUUCUGCCCCAACAUAUCACCAACUACGUUCAGGCUCUUUGGACCAAAAAGGCUAGUGGGCAGCCUGUCACCUUUACUGAUAUUUUCGGGAUGCUCAUCGGAGAGACGCUCAUUCCUGCUAGAAUGGACACUAAACUGAGUGAUAUGCAGGAGAAAAUUAAUGAGGCUCAGUCUCCUUUUCCUUUGUUCACCUGCCUGCAUGUUAAACCAGAUGUUUCUGAGCUGAUGUUUGCUGACUGGGUGGAGUUCAGCCCCUAUGAGAUAGGCAUGGCUAAAUAUGGUACAUUUAUGACCCCUGACCUCUUUGGCUCGAAGUUCUUCAUGGGAACUGUAAUUAAGAAGUAUGAGGAAAACCCUUUGCACUUCUUGAUGGGGGUCUGGGGUAGUGCCUUCUCUAUUCUCAUUAACAGAGUCCUGGGAAUAAAGGAUUCACCUGGGGGAUGCACCAUGGAGGAAGAGCUGGAGCACAUCAAGCCACAGCACAUUGUGGGAGAGGACAGCCUAGACAACGAUGAAGAGCCACGCAAAGCUGGAACGCAGGAUGACCAACAAACAAAGGCCCAAGAAAGCUGGAUGCAGCGCAUGGUCACCUCCCUCUUUAGCGACUCAGUCCUGCUUAACACUCGUGAAGGAAGAGCUGGAAAAGUACACAACUUCAUGCUGGGCCUCAACCUGAAUGCUAACAUCCCUUUUUCGCCCUUUAGCGAGGUCCUGAACUCAUGUAAUCCUGAGGAGGAGGAACACAUUGUUGCAGACCCAGACGAGUUUGACCGCAUCUACGAGCCACUAGACGUGAAAAGCAAGAAGAUCCAUAUUGUGGACAGUGGUCUGACCUUUAACCUGCCCUAUCCUUUGAUCUUGAGACCUCAAAGGGGCAUCGACCUCAUUAUAUCCUUUGACUUCUCUGCUCGACCCAGUGACUCCAGUCCACCAUUCAAGGAACUUUUGUUGGCUGAGAAAUGGGCACACAUGCACAAGCUUCCAUUUCCCAAAAUUGAUCCGAAAGUGUUCGACCGUGAAGGGAUGAAAGAGUGCUACAUCUUUAAGCCCAGAAAGGGUGACAGGAAUUGCCCCACUGUUAUCCAUUUUGUUCUGGUUAAUAUAGACUUCAGGAAGUUUAAAGCUCCAGGAGUUCCUCGAGAGACUGAAGAAGAAAAGGAGUUUGCUGACUUUGACAUCUUUGAUGAUCCUGAAUCACCAUAUUCCACCUUUAACUUCCAAUAUACUAACAAGGCCUUUACUCGACUACAUGAUCUCAUGGAGUUUAACACUCUUAACAACAUAGAGGUGAUCAAAGAGGCCAUUAAGGACAGUGUUGUUUACAGGAAGGAGAAUCCAUCUCGCUGUUCUGUGUCUCUCUCACUGAGUGAGAUCCAGAACAAGAAGUUCUUAAAGAGGGAUACCAGAGGACAAUCACUUAAAUGAAUGGAUGUAAGAUGCUGGCUUGUUUGGUUUAACAGGACAAGUUGUUUUCAGAGAAACACCAUCUUUAAAAAACAGGAGAAUUACAACUUGUGCUUGAACAUUGAGUAUAAUAUUUUAAAAAAAACGUUCAUAAGACUGGAUUAACAUCCCUUCAAAGUGCCUGGAAUUUUCAACAACAACGUACCCAUGUUUACAUGUGCCACCCAGCUUUGCAUAUUUUGCUCUUGAUGUGAUCUUAGCCAGACUUCAUAUUA
Messenger RNA from Trichomycterus rosablanca, 2648 nucleotides. RefSeq names its product phospholipase A2, group IVAb (cytosolic, calcium-dependent) (gene pla2g4ab). Gene Ontology annotation, molecular function: calcium ion binding; calcium-dependent phospholipid binding. Gene Ontology annotation, cellular component: cytosol; Golgi apparatus; endoplasmic reticulum. The transcript has 18 exons. Bases 169 to 2394 code for a protein of 741 amino acids. Gene Ontology annotation, biological process: glycerophospholipid catabolic process. Lineage: Eukaryota; Metazoa; Chordata; Actinopteri; Siluriformes; Trichomycteridae. The record is from RefSeq and is a predicted model, not a curated record.